Molecule: messenger RNA, 3243 nt
Organism: Amaranthus tricolor (Joseph's coat)
Lineage: Eukaryota; Viridiplantae; Streptophyta; Magnoliopsida; Caryophyllales; Amaranthaceae
Product: probable disease resistance RPP8-like protein 2
Exons: 2
Coding region: 206-3034 (942 amino acids)
Biological process (GO): defense response to other organism
Molecular function (GO): ADP binding
Source: RefSeq, a predicted model, not a curated record
UUGCAUUUAAGAUAAUAUGAGAUCAUUGACCAAAUCUUUUUUAAGAUAUAAAAAAUGUUACACAUUAGCUUUCUCCUAACUAACAUAAUAAUUUUUGUAUAGCAUUAGACUUAUGUAUAGCAUUAGUUAAGACAAUAAGAUAUCCCCUACCAAGACAAAUUUCCCAAAAGAAAAUUUUGGUAAGUGCUUCACUUGAACUUAGUUGAUGGCGGCAACAGCCUUAAAAUUCACAGGCAAACAGCUUGGAAAGUGGAUGGUGGAAGAAGCCAAGUACUUGUAUGGUGUGAAGGAUAAGAUUGAGGAGCUCCAAAGUGAGCUUGAAUGGAUUCGAUGUUUUCUAAGGAACGCGGAUGCCAUGAAAAGUGAUGAUGAAAUGGUUCGGAAAUGGAUAUCUGAAAUCAAUGAUUUUUCAUAUGAAGCCGAGGACAUUCUUGAGAAGUACCUUCUCAAAGUUUCCCUUCCAAGAAAAAGUAAUACGAUCUUGAAUGUGCUUAAAUGGGGUACUUGUGUGGUUGGAGAUGCUAUCUCAACUCAUCAAGUUGGUGUUGAGAUUGAUGCUCUUAUUGGUAAGAUCUCGAAGUUGGCCUCACGAAUGGUUACCUACGGAGUUAAGCCAUCAAGUUAUGGAGAAACCUCAUCGAUACAAUUGAAAAACGCGGAGCUGAGGCGCACUCACUCCUUCCUUCAGUUGGAUGGCACAAUUGGAUUGGAGUAUGACACAAAAGUGUUGGUAGAUCAGUUGAUGAACAAAGAAACAAAAGUGAUUUCCAUAAGUGGUAUGGGAGGAUCCGGUAAAACUACUCUGGCUAGGAAAGUGUAUCAAACAGUGAAAGGGCAUGAAUUCGAGAAGUGUGCUUGGAUAUUUGUCUCUCAGAAGUUCCAGUCAAGUGAUAUUAUACAAGGUAUAUUGCAGGAACUUUAUUGUAAUGAUCAAAAGAAGAUUAAUGAGAUCAGAAAUGCUGGAGGUAUGAUGGAAAAAAAACUCUUUGAAGUCUUGAUACAAAAUAAGUGCCUGGUUGUUCUUGAUGAUUUAUGGAAUCCUAUUGAUUGGAAUCGUUUGAAAAUUGCAUUCCCAAUCGCUGUCAAAGAAUCUCGCAGCAAACUGUUGAUCACUACGCGCAAGAGUAGUUUGAUCUCACAUAUUGAUCCUCAAGGAUUUUCUCACCAGUUCAAGGGUCUAGACAAAAAGGAAAGUCAACAGCUAUUUUUCAAGCAGGCAUUCCUUGGCAAAGAAAUUAGAGAUCCUGAACAAAAUCCACUGGUAAACUUGGGAAAGAAAAUGGCUGAUCAAUGCAAAGGUUUGCCUUUGGCAAUAGUUGUGCUUGCAGGACUUCUAGCAACUAAAAACACACUAGAAGAAUGGGAAGUUGUUUAUAAAAACGUCGAGACUAUUCUAAGAAGCAAAAAUGACGAAGACAGUGGAAUAUUAAACACCCUGGAGCUGAGCUACACAGAUUUACCCUAUCACUUAAAACCUUGCUUCCUUCAUCUAGGAAAUUUUCCAAGGUAUGUCGAAAUACCGACCAAAAAGUUGUACCGUUUGUGGAUUUCUGAAGGUCUUGUCGUGUCAACAGAUGAUUAUCGUGUGGAUUUGGAGUGCACUGCAAGUAGUUACUUGCUAGAGCUGGUGCAACGAUGUGUUGUCCAAGUUGCAAAAACAGGACCAACCGGAAAGAUAAAAGCAUGUUGCCUACACGACCUGAUGUGGGACAUGUGUACUAUUAAGGCCAAGGAGGAAAACUUUUUAACUGUUAUUCGUCAAGAGAACACAAAUACGGGUCACAGUACUUCUUCAGCAAUUAGCGUCAGACCUCUGCAUCGCUUAGCCAUUCAUUCUGAUCAGAGUCUGCAGAGGAGUUAUUGUGCUCAGUUUAACGAAGUUUUUCCUGUUAGAUCCCUGAUGCUCUUUAGUAGUGAUUUGAUGAACAAUGAUCAGAGUCUGCACAGUGAAAUUACUGAUCAAGUAUGGUUGAAAGCAAUUAUAAAUAACUUUAACCUGCUUCGUGUUUUGGAUCUAGAAAAUACCGGCAUUCAAGUCGUUCCUAGAGAGCUGGGCGACCUUAUUCACCUGAGAUAUUUGAGUUUUAUGGGAACUCGAGUAAGAAAGUUGUCAUCAUCCAUACGAAACCUAAGGUGCCUUCAAACUCUUGAUUUACGCGUAAGUCUUGAUGACAAAUGUGUUUUUAGAAUACCAAAUGUAUUAUGGAGGAUGAAAAAACUAAACCAUUUGUAUCUCCCGUCUCAUGCUUACGAAGUGAAACGGUUUCAGAAACUGAGUAUCAAAAGUUUGAGCAACUUGGAGAUACUCAAGAACUUCGACACAACAAGAUCUCGAGUCAAUGACUUGUACAAAUUGAAAAACUUAAAGAAACUUUCGAUAAAAGAUGUGGCAUCCAAGACUAAGACUGUUCGAUCCAUAAUGGAAUGCCAAAGCAUAAAAAGUAAAAAUCUUGUGCAUCUUAGCCUUAAGGUUCUUGGGGCUACACUAGAUGAAGAACCGAAACUUUUGUCAAGCUGCAUUUGCCUUCAUACUCUAGAAAUAGCAGGAAACAAGUCGGCAGAGACAGAGCUACGGCUAGAUAGCAUCAUAUUUCCAGAAAGUUUAACAACUUUAGUCAUAAAGAACUGUAAAUUAGUGUGCGCUGAUGCAAUGCAAAACUUACAGCAGCUACGUAAACUGGCAAGUCUUUGUCUAGAUGAAGUUUCAUUCCCUGAGAACAUUCUGGAUUGUUCACGUGGAGGUUUCUCGGAGCUUGUUGCUCUGAAGCUCAGUCAGAUGGACUUAAAGGAGUGGAAAUUAGGAAGUGCAGCCAUGUCUAAGCUUAGGCGGUUGGAUAUAAACGAGUGCACAAAGCUUCAGAUGCUUCCUGAUGAACUGCCUACAUCAGUUGAAGUCAUUUGCAAGCCUUGUGUUAAAGGAAUUGAUAAGUACUUCACCUGCCCUCACCAUUCGAUUGAGCUUACGGAUGAAAAAGAUGACGACUUGGCUACUCAAUACUGGAGUAAGUACCCUUCUCUAACCUCUGCUUCCUAAGAUGUUUAUUCAUUCACCAUAGAUUUUUUGAUUACAUGGCUUUGGAGUUCAUAGGGAAAGGGAAACAAUCUUCAAAUAUGUACAACUUCCUUAGACACUACACAACUUAGCAAAUAAGUUAGUUUUGUGUUUUUUCCUUCUCCAAAUGUUGUAAAUGUUACCAUUGUUAAUAAAAUUCUGAUUCUGAUCUAUAAUAAUAAUUGUUGAGU